UUCAAACAAGACCCCUAUUUCUUUCAUUUCGCAAUUUUCUUCCUCGCUCUUCUUUAUUCUUUAUUUUCUUUUCGGUCAUUAAAUUUUUCGAGCAAACAUCAAGAUCCGGCUACCAAAUACCAAGAUCCGGCCACCAAGCACCAAGCUCCGACCACCCACGACUAGACCCACCCAAUUUCAGCCAUACACACAACAUUUUGAUCUCUAUGACCGAAUCGCCGGUUCCCGAUUCUUUACCCGUCGAACCGGGCUCUGGACUUUAAACCCCGGCUUUGGUGGUUGGAUCGGACCGCUUUACUGCCGGUUCGCGGUCGGACCGGGCGGUCCGGUCCGUAUCUGACAACCAUGCUCCUUAUAAAGCCGCCACAGCCUCCUCUUUGCUCUCCACACCAAACCCAAACGGCGAAACCCCCAAACCCAAACGGCCAAACUCAAACUGCCAACCCAAUCUCAUUCAUUCAUUCAUUCAUUCAUCCCUCCUCCACCACUGUCUAGUUCCUCCGCUACUCAUUCAGGCUUUAACAGAGAGCCAGCCACUUUAAUUGAUUAAUUGAUUGAAUACCAGUAGGGUGCGAUCAAGAUGGUGGAGUAUGGUGGUCGACGAGGGGAAAUACGGUGGGGCGAUCAGACGCUUCUACCUCUGCGUCGCAUCAAGCAAUUCUCCGGCACCGUCUCUUGCUGGUAUUGUGAUUUCAAGUUUUCGGCCCUCAAUGAACCCUUGUUUCGUUUCGGUCGGCGACACUCUAGGUCCCUGCGGGUAUGGUUCUCCAUAGGAGUCGUAUUUAGUUUGGCGGCUUUACUUGGAGUCACACUAAUUAUUCUAUGUGAAUUGGUCCGAAUAACACUUGUAUGCGCCGGAAAUACCUGGACGGGUAACUCCUUGUUUGGGCUUGCCUCUGUGAUUGGCGGGUUGCACAUUUCACUUCCCAAUAUGGUAUAUUUGUGCUUAUCUUCUGUCAUAUGCGUAUUUGUUCAUGAGCUUGGGCAUGCUCUUGCAGCAGCAAGUGAGGGUGUGCACGUCGAGUAUGUUGCUAUCUUUUUGGCGGUGUUGUUUCCAGGAGCUUUGGUGGCUUUCAAUCACUCAUCAUUGCAGGCAUUACCUUUGGUUGCAUCUCUCCGUAUAUAUUGUGCUGGUAUUUGGCACAAUGCGGCGGUAAGUUUUUGUGUUGGUUGCGCCCUGGCAUUAGUCCUUCUUCCCUUCAUCUUCAGUCCAUUCUACGUACACGGUGAAAGCCUAAUGGUUCUGGAUGUGCCAUCUAUGUCACCAUUAUACGGUUAUCUCUCACGUCAUGAUGUUGUAUUUUCUUUGGAUGGCAUCCGUAUUCAUACUACAGAAGAGUGGAAGCAGACGAUCACUAUGUUGACUGAGCAGACUUACUCGCUUAGCUCUGAUCAACCUAGUGUAAAUUUAAAUGUUGAAAAUGGUUAUUGUAUUCCUCAAUCUUUGACUAAGGAGAUUGCUCAAGUUCAGUUUAAAGGGAAUCAAACAUAUUGUCCAAAAGAACUCAUUGCCUUUGCAUCGAUGACCUGUCUGGAUGUGGAAAAGCAUACUAAUGAUGCCAACCGAAACAAUCAUCAAAGAAGAGAAAAUAUUCACUGUUUGGAUGCUAAGGAUGUGAUAAAGCUUAAAAAAUGUGCCUACCCUAAUUUUAAGGAGCAAGCUUUAACAAAUGGAAGUAGCUGUCUUUGUUCAGAGGUAGAGUCAUGCUUGACGCCUAUGCAGCUGCCAGGUCUACGGUGGGUUGAGAUAACAUAUUCAACUUUGGAAUGCCACAGUCGUAGAAGAAGUUUAUUUUCUCCAGAAAAGCAUUCUAGCAGUGAAAAAACAAGCUGUCUUCAGACAUUUGUCUAUGUUGGUGAUCUGAUCACUAUGGCAAAUUCCAUCCAUUUGACUUCCUAUCUGCCUCGUUGGUCAAUUUAUUUCAUGGCAUAUCUUCCAAAUUUAUUGGAGAAACUAUUCGCAUAUGCCUUCCAUGUCUCUAUGGGACUUGCUCUCUUGAACAGCCUGCCGGUGUUUUUUCUUGACGGGGAAUACAUUUUAGAAGCGACUCUACACUGUUUCGGUUCAUUGAGCUCCAGGAUGAGGCAAUCAGUUCGGCGGUGUUGCCUGCUUGUAGGGACCUCUUUUUCUGCCUGUUUUAUCUUGCAGACAAUCUUCGUCUCUGUAAGCUAAUGUCCGUAUGUCCGUAUCUUGUAGGGUCAUUUCAUCAUCGUUCUUCAUUUAAUUUAUAUGUCCGUAUGUGCUUUGAGUUUUGUAGUUGUUUGCCGGUAGACGUGGUAGUUUUUCCCGAUGUCAAAUUAAAAUCGAUUGGUGUGAAUUUACCAGUUUAGCAAAUAGGUUUGAUGAAUGUCAGUAAUUGAGGGAGGGAUUUCAUUCAAAUAUAUUUUUGGGUUGAAUUCGAAGUUAUCAUUUUA
Molecule: messenger RNA, 2415 nt
Organism: Erythranthe guttata (spotted monkey flower)
Lineage: Eukaryota; Viridiplantae; Streptophyta; Magnoliopsida; Lamiales; Phrymaceae
Source: RefSeq, a predicted model, not a curated record